Messenger RNA from Nicotiana tabacum (common tobacco), 2305 nucleotides. RefSeq names its product amino acid transporter AVT3B-like. Gene Ontology annotation, molecular function: L-amino acid transmembrane transporter activity; neutral L-amino acid transmembrane transporter activity. Lineage: Eukaryota; Viridiplantae; Streptophyta; Magnoliopsida; Solanales; Solanaceae. Gene Ontology annotation, biological process: neutral amino acid transport; amino acid transmembrane transport. Gene Ontology annotation, cellular component: vacuolar membrane. The record is from RefSeq and is a predicted model, not a curated record.
CCCCCCAAAAACCAUUUAUACCUUUAUAUCUCUUUCUAAACUCCUGAAUCUAGCAGAAGCAAAAUUCAAAGCUUUUUCCCCUUUCCAAAAAACACAUACUAUUCACUAUUUGAUUGCAAUUUUGAUAUUAAAGUUUUGAUUUUUCUCUGGCUUUUGCCCUUGAAUUGAGGUUCUUGAUUAAUUUAGCAGAGGCAAAAUUCAUAAGCAAAGUUCAAAACCUCUUCCCCUUUUCAAAAAACACAUACUAUUCACUAUUUUCACUCUAAAUUGAGGUAAUCUUGCAAUAGAGUUUUGAUCUUUAUCUGGUUUUUGCACUUGUAUUGAGAUUCUUGAUUAAUUUAGCAGAAUCAAAAACCAUAAGCAAAGUUCAAAACCUUUUUUCCAUUUUCAAAUCAAUUCCUUUCUGCUUCCUCAAAAAACACAUAGUAUUCACUAGGUAAUCUUGAAAUAAAGUUUUGAUCUUUACCUGGUUUUUGCAAUUGUUUUAGUUUCUUGAUUUUAGCAGAGGCAAAAACCAUAAGCAAAGUUCAAAAAUUUUCCCCUUUUCAAAAAAACACAUUCACUAUUUUCACUCAAAUUUGAGGUAAUCUUGAAAUAAAGUUUUGAUCUUUAUCUGAUUUUUGCACUUGUACUGAUUAAGAAUUUAAGAUUAUACCAAAUGGUGUUUGAGAAAAAUAAUAAAGCAAGUUCAUCCUCUCAUGUUUUACAAAUCCCAAGAGAAGAUACACCCCUUUUAGCCAAGAAUCAACACCUUUCUUCACCAUCCAAAACUUUUGCUAAUGUAUUUAUAGCCAUAGUUGGAGCAGGAGUUCUUGGCCUUCCUUAUACUUUUAAAAGAACAGGAUGGAUAAUGGGUGCUAUUAUGCUAUUUUCAGUAGCCUUUUUAACUUACCAUUGUAUGAUGCUUCUUGUAUUUUCAAGAAGAAAAAUUGAAUCCCAUCUUAAAACUUCAGAAAUCUCAUCUUUUGGUGAUUUGGGAUUUGCUGUUUGUGGACCUGUUGGUAGGUUUGCUGUAGAUGCUAUGAUUGUGUUAUCACAAGCUGGUUUUUGUAUCAGUUACAUGAUUUUCAUAGCUAAUACUUUAGCAUACUGUUUUAAUUACUCCAAGUCAAAUCCAAGUCCUAAAAUCUUGGGGUUGCCACCUAAAACAGUGUAUAUUUGGAGCUGUUUUCCAUUUCAGUUGGGGUUGAAUUCAAUUCCUAGUCUUACCCUUUUAGCCCCUUUGAGUAUUUUUGCUGAUGUUGUUGAAUUAGGAGCUAUGGGUGUAGUUAUGGUUGAAGAUGUGAUGGUUUAUCUCAAAAGUAGUCAUGUUCUUGAAGCUUUUGGUGGGUUCAGUGUGUUUUUCUAUGGUCUUGGUGUAGCUGUUUAUGCAUUUGAAGGUGUUGGAAUGGUUUUGCCUUUAGAAGCUGAGAUGAAAGAUAAGGCAAAAUUUGGUAAAAUCUUGGGUUUGUCAAUGGCUUUAAUAUCUUUAAUGUAUGGUGCUUUUGGAGUAUUAGGCUAUUUUGCUUUUGGUGAAGAGACUAAGGAUAUAAUUACCACAAAUCUUGGACAAGGUUGGCUUAGCAGCUUAGUUCAAAUUGGUCUUUGCAUAAAUUUAUUCUUUACAUUUCCACUUAUGAUGAAUCCAGUAUAUGAAGUAAUGGAAAGGAGAUUUUGUGAAGGCAGGUAUUGUCUUUGGAUAAGAUGGAUUGUGGUUUUAGUAGUGACAUUUGUGGCAUUGUUGGUACCAAAUUUUGCUGAUUUCUUGUCACUUGUUGGGAGUAGUGUGUGCAUUAUUCUUGGCUUUGUAUUGCCUGCUUUGUUUCAUUUGAUUGUGUUCAAAGAUGAGUUAAGAUGGCAUGGGUUGGCUUGUGAUGGUGCAAUUAUUGUAAUGGCUGCAGUGUUUUCAGUGUAUGGAACUUUCUCUUCUAUGCUGGAGAUAUUGGGAGCCAAGGCUUAAAACUGGUUGUUUUUCUUUUUAUGUAAAAUCUUAUUAUGGUUGGGAUUGGAAUUUAAUUUACUUUAGAGGAGGGUGUUAAUAAUCAUUAAUGCCCUACCAAAAGAGUAAGUUGUCUUUUUUUUUUUCCCUUCCUACCACUUGUAAAUUUUGCUUCCAUCUAAAGCCAUUGAUAAUAGGCUUUGUGUAAUUAUGGAGGUUGAGUGAGAGCUAUGAUAAUGACCUAUUUAGUGUUCAUUGCAAUGGUCAUAGUUUGAUCAAAUGACCAUUUUGAUAAUAGGCCUGGGACUUGUCCUAUAUGUGUGCUUUUUCUUUUAUUAUAAUGAAAGUGUGGCUCUUGAAACAUUAGAAAGGAAGCUAUUUUAAAGA